UUCUAAGGCAUGAUCAUCCCAUUCAUUGGCAUGUCAAUAUUUAUUUACAGUAUUGUUAAAGCACAUUCACAACAUUUUAAGAGAGGGGAAAAACUUUGAGUCACUAAGGUACUUAAAUGCAUUUAAUACCUAAAUACAACAACGGAUUUGACUUUGAUUUUGCUGCAUAUUUUAAAACAUGAUGGAAUAAGUUCAAUUCCAAACAGAAAUCUAAUAUUCUACUUGUCAUGCAGUUUGUGUAACAUCCCCUACAUCAGCUCCUCCAAUUCACAGCCCCUGCUGCAAGCAGGUUUUAGGUUUGUUAGAUGACCAUUCACAUAUAGUCUUAGAGAGAAUCAGUCUCUUCUCUAACUGAGAUUGAAAACGAGUAAUUAUAACUUUUUGAGGUUGUUUUGGGUUGAGAAUGAAGGAAACGAUGGAAAAGAUCAUACCUAACUUACUAGGUCCUAUUCCGCCUAUUUUCUGCCAGUUAUUCACAAUUUGCCUGGAGCAAGGUCAUGACUGUAGGGAGGGGAAAUUCAUCAUUUGAUGCACUAUCAGCUUUAGUGAGAUAUCCACACUACAUGCAUCAGAAAAGUGAGACUCAAUCUUAUCCCUGCCAUGCCAUCAAAGACAUGUCUUCUGAAAUUUGUCUAUAACACCAACAUGUCAUCUGAGUAACCAACUCACUAAUGAGUUUCAAUCUGCUCUACCCAAAAAUCAGAGGGGUGCUUACAUUUUUCCCCCCUAAAAAUAUUCACUGAUAACAAUAAACGCUCUGGUAACAGAAAUAAGAUAAUAAUUUAACAAUCAAGAAAAACUUUCCGUUUCUAGCUGAUCAAAUGAUUAAGUGGUCCCAUAACUGCUCUUGCUCAAAUGCCAGUCCAUUGUCUGGACACAACAGUGGCAAAUGCCUGAGUCGACCUUUUGGAUGAGAAUAUACCAUCAGGUGGCGCAAAGGAAUAUGUGACGAAUUUUUUAAUAUUAAAGUCAUUAAUUUAUUUACAUGGCGAAAGGGAAGAACCAGCAUCAUAAUGGGACCGGGAAUUGAUCUUACAAUAUGAUUCAUGAGCUGCAUUUAAGCUUAACACGGUGAAAAUCGUGCCGAUGACAGGAUCUGUAGCGCAGCCUGGGGAGAAAUUUAACUGAUUAAUAAAGCAGACGGACACUGAUUCCGCUGAGUGUAUCCAGUCACUGAUUUCGUCUUCUGAAGAGCGAUUUUCGACUGCACCGACUUACUGAAGACUAUACACCUCCUGAAGAUGGAGUUUGGGGAAAGGAAGAGGAGAAGGAAGUCACAGAGCUUUAAAUUGGUCACGGAUGAAGGUAGGCUGCUGAAUGAAUGCAAGACCUUGCAAGACGCGCGUCUGUGUCUGGGUGUUUGUCUGGCGCUGUGUGGCAGCACAGGCGACCCUGUAAACAAAAGCGAUGGCCACGACAAUGCCCAUAGUCUUUGCAUCGGCUUUACCUCACAGCUAACUCUGCUGAUUCAAGUCUUACGUGAUUUUAACUCUUCAUAUAUGAUGAAUUCCAGCUGCAAAGAUGCCAAUGGAGAGCCUAAGGAUGCUGCUGUGCCUGAUCAUUGGCUGGGGGAUGAGGGAAUGGAGAUCAAGAGGCAAAUCACAGGAAUGAUGAGGCUUCUGAGUGAUAAGACCAGCAGGGUAUAUCAACGAGCAGGAACAGAGCAAGACAGCUUAACAAAGAUGCCACCGGACAGGCAUCUGACCUGGGUACAUCAGCCUGUACCUUCAUCUCUUGCUUCAGAAGACCACCAGAUCAACAGCUGGAACUCUACAGGGGAUCCGGGGCCUUCACCUUCAUCCAUAUCCACCCCAAUCCCCAACGGUCCAGGCUGUGGCCAGUACAGCACCCGCUCCAAAGCCCUGCGGAUGCUCAACAAUACCAAGGAUCUGAACAGGGUGAAUGAGGCUAAUGCAGAUGUAGUCCCUCCUGCUGCACCAGAAACCCCCUGCUGUAUGUGUAACUGCAAAGGCGCCUUGCAGGCUAUUUUGCAGGAACUGCGUGCCAUGAGGAGGCUGAUGCAGACUCAAAAAGCAUCCUUGGAAAGGCAGGAACAGGCCGCAUCACCAUGCCAACCUCGCCUUGGUCCUGGCCCUGCUCCUCGUCGUAGGCCCCGCAAGAGGAGGCCAAUCUAUAAAGUGGCACCACUGACUGUGUCUGUUGCUAGAAGAUCUGCUGUUUCCGCUGUGGAGGCAUCACCACUCAUUGCUACACCUGCAGAAUCUGGAAAGAGGGAUGAUUGUGAUAAGGACCAAGACUCUUCAACACCCAACAGUCAUCCCGUCUCUUCUGAGGUUUUAGUGCAGCCACCUCAGAAUAAUUCAGAAACUGUCAACAAAACACACAAUUCUUUCUUGAACCAACCGAGGGAACCACAUGACAUAGAGUCUGACGUGCGUCUUGCAGAGGAAUAUGAUGUAUUUAUCUCAAAGGCUCAGCUAGACUCCAUUCUGGUCAACUAUACACGCUCUGGCAGCCUGCUGUUCCGGAAACUGGUGUGUGCCUUCUUUAAUGACGCUACUCUGGCUAACUCUUUGCCAAACGGUAAAAGGAAGAGAGGACUUAAUGACAACCGCAAAGGCCUGGACCAGAACAUUGUGGGUGCCAUUAAAGUGUUUACAGAGAAAUACUGCACUGAGCACAGAAUAGAGAAGUUGCCUGGGCCACGAGACUGGGUUCAGAUCCUUCAAGAUCAAAUCAAACUUGCCAGGAGGAGGCUGAAAAGAGAUGCAGCAGAGACAGAAGAAGUCUUAAAUGGACCCUCAACAAGCUGCAACUAUAACAAGCCUGCAAGUGUGGAAGGGACAGUGGUGAACAUGACUGGUUGAUUCAAGGGCUGCCAUAAUGGCCUUCCAAAAUAUUUUACUUGUCUUACUUGAUGCAUUUUGCCACUUUAGAUAUUUCCUUUGCAGCUGUUAACUGAUCUGUGUUUUGGAUGUAAAGGGAAAAAAAACAAGACCACAUGAAUAAGAAGGAUUCACAAACAUGUUACACUUUCAAACAACCUUGUGAUGAACUGAUGUGGAAGCAACCGGGAUGUGGAGUUACUGUAACAGACACUGAACUCUGCUGUGGUUAAGAAAAGUCAGGUCAUUUUCAUGUUCAGAAGUGAAUUACUGUUUACAUUAUAGUCUACAGCUUUAAAAGUGAACUCACGUAGUUCUCAUAUGUCAUUCCUAGCAAGUUUACAAAUCUGAAAUGAGACUAUAGCUGUACUUUAACGGUAUGACAUCCAUAUAUUUUGCACAAAUUAUAUUUUAAGGGAAAGUGUACAUUGUGGAUUGUGCCAUUUAAUUGACCAGUAACUCUCUUCAGUGGGUGUAAUGUGCAGUGUGGCAUCCACCUUAUUUCCUAACAUUACAUCCUAAAGUAAAUAUAUUUGAUAUAUUCUAUCAAAUUUUGCUAAUCAAAAAUAGGUUGAUACGCUAUAACAUCUGGCUGAAAAUAUCAAAAUAUCCAGUAUUCUGUCAAUAAAUGUUUCUUUUCAUGACUAGACUCUCUAGGCUAUGCAUAUCAGUGCUAUUGUUGUUCAUGUUGUGAUGGAAUUAAAGCAAAACUUUCUGCUCAUUGUGCAUCUUAAAUGAAUAUAGUUGUUAACAUCA
Molecule: messenger RNA, 3602 nt
Organism: Thunnus maccoyii (southern bluefin tuna)
Lineage: Eukaryota; Metazoa; Chordata; Actinopteri; Scombriformes; Scombridae
Gene: bend7
Product: BEN domain containing 7
Exons: 10
Coding region: 1242-2828 (528 amino acids)
Molecular function (GO): DNA binding
Source: RefSeq, a predicted model, not a curated record